CCGGGCCCGCGGCUAGCAGACCCAGGCGCUGGCUGGAGCAACGCCCCCCCACCCCCGAGCAGAGGCACCCCCACUUUCCAACUCUGCGGGCGAUGCAGCCGACUCAGGACGCAGGCAAGGUGUCCGGAAUCCGGGUUCUCCCAGAGGACAGAGGCCGUGACUAACUAGCCUGGGCCAGGUUUCUAGAAGCCGAGCUGGUGACUUUCAGCGGCUUGCACGGCCCCUCAUUUAUUCUUGGGAAAGCUGGAGACACCUGUGCAAGGGCAGGUCUGUGAAGAGGAAGAGGAAGGGCCCCUUUGUGCCACCGCUGCAGGGCUGUGAUUGGUCCAGAGCUCUGGCAAGUCUCCCCUUCUGAUGAAAAGAGAACAGAAGAAUGGACUACAGUCACCAAACCUCCCUCGUCCCGUGUGGACAAGAUAAAUACAUCUCCAAGAACGAACUUCUCCUUCAUCUGAAGACCUAUAAUUUGUACUAUGAAGGCCAGAAUUUGCAGCUCCGACACCGUGAGGAGGAAGAUGAGUUCAUCGUGGAGGGGCUGCUGAACAUCUCCUGGGGGCUGCGACGGCCCAUCCGUCUACAGAUGCAGGAUGACAAUGAGCGCAUUCGCCCCCCGCCGUCCUCUUCCUCCUGGCACUCUGGCUGUAACUUGGGGGCGCAGGGCACCAUCCUGAAGCCCCUCACCAUGCCCAACAUUCAGAUCUCAGAAGCAGAUGCCCCGCCCGAGGGCGAGCAGACACCGAGCCCCACAGGUACAGACUCCAGGGGCCUCAAGCCCCUGCAGGAAGACACCCCCCAGCUGAUGCGCACACGCAGUGAUGUUGGGGUGCGUCGCCGUGGCAACGUGAGGACACCCGGUGACCAGAGACGAAUCAGACGCCACCGCUUCUCCAUCAAUGGCCAUUUCUACAACCACAAGACAUCGGUGUUCACGCCAGCCUACGGCUCCGUCACCAACGUCCGCAUCAACAGCACCAUGACCACCCCCCAGGUCCUGAAGCUGCUGCUCAACAAAUUCAAGAUCGAGAAUUCCGCAGAGGAGUUUGCUUUGUACGUGGUCCAUACCAGCGGUGAGAAACAGAAGCUGAAGAACACCGAUUACCCUCUGGUUGCCCGAAUCCUCCAGGGACCGUGUGAGCAAGUCUCCAAAGUGUUUCUUAUGGAGAAGGACCAGGUGCAGGAGAUCACCUACGAUGUGGCCCAGUACAUAAAGUUUGAGAUGCCUGUCCUAAAAAGCUUCAUUCAGAAGCUCCAAGAGGAAGAAGAUCGAGAAGUCAAGAAACUGAUGCGCAAGUAUACUGUGCUCCGGCUCAUGAUCCGGCAGAGGCUGGAAGAGAUGGCCGAGACCCCAGCAACAAUCUGAGCCACACGAAGGAGGGGAUCCAGACACCACAGGGGCCGCCACUGGCACAAGAAGAAGCACAGGAAGCUGGGAGCCUUCCUUCCAUGGGAAUGUGUAGCUACAGACCCCUCCAGCUCCUGUGGAGCCACUAUCCAUUGCCUACAGCAGAAUGGAGAAGCCAGCAGACAGCUCCCCAUCCUCGGAUCCCCACGUUCCUCUCCUUUCUCUCACUCACAGGACUUUUGAAUUUUGUUAUAAGGACCCAACGUGUAUGUGUGUGUGUGUAUGUAUGUGAGUGUGUGUGUGUGUGUGCACUUGAGCACACACAUGCACUAGUAAGCGCGUGUGCACACAUGGUACAUAUCCACGUGCCUACCUGAUAUUAACACGGAACUGUUAAUUCCGAGCCACCAGCACCCACCUGGGGGGUUGAGAUUGAUGUCUUCCCUCAAGGGCCAGGGAGCAGCCACGCAUGUUUGGAAGGGAAGGGGUUUCUGCAAAUUCACCAUUUGGGGUAUUUAUAUAUUGGUGGAGAUCUUCCCCAUACGUCUAGAAAGACUGGGCAUUGAAAAUUAACAAAAUAGCGGCCCCAUGCCCUUGGGGAAGGUCGGAUGGAAAGAGAAAAAUAAAUCAUCUGUGGGGUAGAUGCAAUAAACCCACAAGUUUUUACACUGGAAACUUUGUUUUAAAAUAACAAAGACGUAUGUGAUCUGUGUGGAUUCUGCCUCUGUCCUCACCUCUGUGGCCAUGCCUAGGAGAAGAGACUGAUGUCUCACUCAGCAUGCCAACCCCAUGCCAUGAAGGCCAACCCCAACUCUUUGGCGCCUCCUUGAGUCGAAGGAAAUGUCUCAUGGGUUUUUCCAUGGCCAACUGGCUAGAACGGCCCAGAUCUGGACUUGUCCUUGGGUGGUGACCAGAGUUUCCCUCUUUAGGGAAUCAUAGAAGCUCCUUGCAGAAGUGACAGAUGCCUGGGAGGCCAGCCCAUUUCCCAUCAUCAAGGGCUCUCCCUGCACUUGGAGCUGAGGCAUGUGUUUGAGGUCAAGGCCAAGGGUUUCUUCUUCCCAACCACAGGAUUCUUGUAAGUUGCCCUCAACUUAUGCAUGGAGAUGGACUCCAAGCAUGAGGAAGACCCUGCUACUGACUGAGUGUGGGGCUCAGGGAAGCUCUUUGGGCUGUCCUAUGCAGGUGCACGUGGAGGGUGGAGCUUCUCUGAGCAGCCACCUGGGUGAUCUUUGGAACAGACCUCAAAUGGGGGAGAAAGAGUAGGACAGUCUGUCCCCUGUGUCUCCUUUCAGGAAGACCACUGGGUAGCUGGGCAUCAAUGUGGCUGGUACAGUUUGGAAGGCAGCUAUGCUCACCACUAUACCACCAACGCGUGGCUGGUACAGUUUGAAGAGGGACAGACAGAUGCUGGGAGCAGAGGAUGGACCAGGCAAGGGUGGGAUCUCCUAGCAGCAUGUGUCUCAGUCUUUUGGGGGGGGUGUCCCCAUCUCUUCACCUCUCCAAGAAAGGUUUUGGGAACCGGGCACUUGGCGGAAGGAGAGCCACUGAUCCGUGUCUGCAAAGAAGGUGGAUGCUUGCAGCAGAGCCGUUCCUGCCUCCUCCUGCCCCCUGCUCCCCUCUGUGGCUUCCGUAGCCUCGUUAGAUGGCUCGCAGCUGUGGUCUUGUUGACUUCCACAAAGAUGGCGUGCUGCCACCUGGCAUCUUGCCGGGGGUCUUUUAGCAAGGCGACCUCCUCUUUGGGGACAGCGCCACCAGCCCUAUGGGGCGUGGACUGGAAAUCCGGAGUCUUUAGUCUCCAUCAUACCCCUCAGUGGGCCUCCGCAAAAUGCACAGAAAACCCCGGGGGCAGGGGGAGAGGCUUCCUUUGAUAGAGCUGGGAAAGAGCCCUUGGUGAAUGCAAACAGACUUCCUGAGUUUUGCAUUUGCGAAAAUGACCUAAGAAAUUCUCUUCCAGUUACUUUUAUUUUGAAUGUUUAAAGCCUGUGUUGGACCCAUAACUCUCUUUGGUGGGUUAGGCAGAAAAAUUUCCACAGAGCAGAUGACUAACCUCUAACUUUUGUUAGAUGGCGACUUCUGAUUUAUAAAAGUUCUCUUUGAUUUGCACUAGCACUACAAUUGCUUCAAUACGGAAAUGUUGCAAAACGUAGGGUAGACCUGGCCUCUUAAAGAUGGGGUUGGGGGGGCAGGUGUCAAGGUGAAAGUCAGGGGAAAUCGCGUCUUACAGGAUACAUUCCCCUUACCACGGACUGUACUUUUCCGUUUUGGCCCACCCUGUUUGAAGAUCAUUUCUCACAUCCUAAUAACCCCAUCAGGAAUUUUGGAAAGGUCUUUUGAAAUAGCAGCGGUUGAAACAGAGACACUUCUCCAUGGUGUGGAGCCGGAUUUUCUCACUGGUAUCGUAUGGCUUUGCAGCUUUGAAUUCCUCUACUGAUUUGUGUGGUUUUAUGUAAUUGCGUGCAAUGAACCUGAAAUUGGGUGAGGAACAAAAGGCCAAUUUAUAGGUUUUUUUCCCCUAACUUGUGAAAAGCAGGCUAGCCACAUCUGGCUUUCUUUUCGUAGGGGCUUGUGUUACAAGGUGAUCAAAUGAAGGAAAAGCCUGAGUCUCAUCUGGCUGGGGGGAGGGGGGCGGUCCGUUCUGCCAGGUGUUGGUGGAAUUAAGCACAAGGUCACAUUUUCAGUGAUCACGUGAGUGGGCAGGUGAAGAGUUAAAGGGGGGCGUAGGAGGGUGGGGGAAACUUGGGGAAGGACUGACAAGCACAAGCAGCCUGCUUGCCUGUGCGGGCUGGUGAGGAAUGGGCUGGUGAGGAACGUGUGCGCCGGGCUCCAGGCUGAUAAACUUGAAUUCUACGUGAGGUUUAAGAGAGAGGAGAUCAGAUUAGCCAUCCACCCACUGGGUCCCAUGCUAGGACCAAGAGCUGAGGUUUUGGUCUGAGACUUCAAGGAGAAAUAUUCACACCCUUCCCUUCUCCCUAGCAGAAAGGAAACAAUACACUCUCCUGGAGAUCCUCAUGUAGACAUUUUUCCACCAUUGUACAUAAUAAGACUUUGAAAUAUAAUGAUACACACAACGCAAAUCUGUUCUCGGAUGUAAAACUUCUUGGCACAAAUUCUUUUCUGCAGGGUUGGGUGAUUAUUUUGGUGUCAGGAGCAAAGAGGUGCGAUGGCUCCCAGUAGGGCAAGAAACUCUCUUAAGAGAAACUCUCCUCCCCCUUCUCCCGCUUCAAAAAAUGCCAAGCUCCAUGGCACAGAGAAUAUGGUGUCAUAGAUAAAUGGCCAAGAGAGAAAUUUUCUACGAGCGGGGGAAUUUCAGGGUCUCGUGGCCAAGCCAUGAUGUGGGAGCUGAGAUAGCAAGCAGGGAAUUUCCCAGCAUCCUCGAGGCCGUAGCACACAUUUCCGAGUUGCUGCUUAAGUUGUUUUACACAAAGUCCUGCUUGAGUCAGGUGAGACGGGAAUCUCUCAGAGAGGCAGAAAUACAGAGAAAUGUGGCAGCCCUUCUUUCAGUGGAACUGAAAGCACUUCCCCUGCCACGGGAGGUUAUAGCGCCCCCCUGUGUUUGAACCAAGCACAAGACGUGGACAAGCCGGGAAGGGAAAGCCCAGUUUGCCCUUCGGAGCCUUCUCAGCUGAUUGCAGACCUGCUUCCCCGGCUGAUGGUUUCUGGUGUGUUAGUGCUAGUGUUUCUUCAGGGUUUCCCCACUUAGGUUAGCUUCGCGAGGUAUUCGUUUCUUUAUCAUAACUUGCCUUCAACAAUGGUACAUGACCCGGUUCAAUGUUUGGUUCUGAACUUUUAAAAUGAUGCAUCUGGGUAUCCUAACAUAAUUUGACGAGGCCUCAGAGGGAGCCAUAAAUGUCUGUAACAUUUUGAUAUGUUUUCAUGCACCUAACUUAGAUCUUGUUGAAAUAAAGCACUUUUCAAAGAGAA
Neogale vison (American mink) is the source of this 5263-nucleotide messenger RNA. RefSeq names its product Ras association domain family member 2 (gene RASSF2). Gene Ontology annotation, biological process: positive regulation of protein kinase activity; positive regulation of JNK cascade; signal transduction. The record is from RefSeq and is a predicted model, not a curated record. The transcript has 13 exons. Lineage: Eukaryota; Metazoa; Chordata; Mammalia; Carnivora; Mustelidae. Bases 374 to 1360 code for a protein of 328 amino acids. Gene Ontology annotation, cellular component: nucleus; cytoplasm.